This is a messenger RNA of Schistocerca gregaria, 1020 nucleotides long. Its product is annotated as U6 small nuclear RNA (adenine-(43)-N(6))-methyltransferase-like. Gene Ontology annotation, molecular function: 23S rRNA (adenine(1618)-N(6))-methyltransferase activity. The coding region runs from base 1 to 1020 and encodes 339 amino acids. The transcript has a single exon. Gene Ontology annotation, cellular component: nucleus. NCBI's taxonomy places the organism in Eukaryota, Metazoa, Arthropoda, Insecta, Orthoptera, Acrididae. The record is from RefSeq and is a predicted model, not a curated record. Gene Ontology annotation, biological process: rRNA base methylation.
AUGUAUAAUUGGAAGUUCCUCGCGAGCGAUGUGGAUUUAACUUCUUUGCAGUGGGCAUACAAAAAUGUAGUACUGAACCAUUGGGAAAAGGAUAUUUUGCUUAUCAAAGCCAAAAAAAUUCAGACGUCUUCGAGCUAUUUUAUUUUCCAAGGAUGCAUAGACAUUGAAUCGGAUAGAGUGCAGAAUGAAGUGAAUGAUUUAGGCACAUUCCAAAAAAGACCAAUUAUAUUUUCUAUGUGUAAUCCGCCUUUUUUUGUAAAGAUCAAAGACAAAGUGCCUAGACCAAGCACUGUCUGCACGGCAUCCGCUUCGGAACUGGCAACUGAAGGUGGCGAAACAGAAUUCGUAAAACGCAUGAUAGACGAAAGCCUAGACAUAAAAGACAACAUCAUAUGGUACACUACACUAAUCGGUAAAAAAGUCAACGUUCGUUUUAUUCUUGAUUAUUUGAAAAUAAAAAACGUACCCAUGAUUGAGCAAGGAGAGCUAAAACAAGGCCGAAAUACGCGAUGGGUGCUUGGAUGGACAUUUCACGCACCUACCAUUCAGACUGUUAGAGACUUUAAAAGAAAACUUUACAGACAAGAUAAAAUUUAUAACGACCGAGUAUAUUUUAUCAGCCUUUCAAUUGGUACAUCUCACCGACAAGUGAUAGAGUUUAUUUCAAAUUGGCUCAAUUCUAAAAAGAUAUCCUACUCAGUAGAUUUUUCAGCUCUAGAAUGUACUGGGAAUAUCUACAGCAUUUCCCCGUGGUAUAUGUCAUUAGAGUGUGCAACCGUUCAAACACCUCACGAAGAAUGUUCUUUGGUAGGCCCAGCAGUUAUCCCAGACAUUAUUUUUCAUUAUCAAUUCAAGGUUAUGCAGUCGAACCGUGUUCAGUCUAGUUUGGUUUGUACACUCGAAUGGCGCCCAUCUUGGUCCUCCUCCUUAGCGCACUCAAUGCACAUAUUUGGAAUUCUCGUCAAAGAAAUCGAAAAUUUCUUGAUGAAUGAGGGCCUGUCUCCCGCCAAUCAGUUUUGA